UGAAUUGAAGUUUAUAUGAUUAAUUCAAGAGUUCGGUUCUUAUAUGUUUGCGUAGGUCCUGUGGCUGAGGACAUGUUCCAUUGGCAAGCUACCAUCAUGGGACCUGCAGAUAGCCCUUAUGCAGGGGGUGUUUUUCUAGUUUCUAUUCAUUUUCCUCCCGAUUAUCCAUUCAAGCCUCCAAAGGUUGCAUUUAGGACUAAGGUAUUCCACCCAAAUAUUAACAGCAAUGGAAGCAUAUGUCUGGAUAUUCUUAAAGAACAGUGGAGCCCAGCACUAACCAUUUCCAAGGUGCUGUUGUCCAUAUGCUCCCUGUUGACGGACCCCAACCCCGACGAUCCGCUUGUCCCUGAAAUUGCUCACAUGUACAAGACCGACAGAGCUAAGUAUGAAGCCACUGCUCGCAGCUGGACACAGAAGUACGCCAUGGGAUGAUGGCGGAUGCUCGCGAGCAUCUACAAGCAUGAGAUGAUGGUUUCAUCUCCUUCAGGUAAAAGAAGGGAAAAGGACUCGAUGUUGGCAAGGAACUUUGUUGUCAUUUUGUGAAUAUUAUUUGAAGACAUUUAGGGGAUUGGAAAACUGUAAUGUAAUGUUUGUUAAGCGAAUGCUCUGCUUGUUGUUCUACAACUCAUAUAUGAUUGAUUCAGAAAAUAAUUUAUGUUUUGUGGGCACGAUUCCUACAACACAAAUUGCAAUUUU
Corylus avellana is the source of this 696-nucleotide messenger RNA. NCBI's taxonomy places the organism in Eukaryota, Viridiplantae, Streptophyta, Magnoliopsida, Fagales, Betulaceae. The record is from RefSeq and is a predicted model, not a curated record.